AAUUUUUCCAAGUUUCAUGAAUAGGAGGGGCUUGAAUGUUCUGACAGAAAUGAUUCUGGUUGGGCAUCUGAUGAGCAUGUUUGUUCAUUUCUGAAUUUCUGAUGUCAGAAAUUCAUCAGUUAAGAAUGUCUGAAAUAGAGGAGCAGGCUAUGAGAGAAGCUCUUGGCUUAGCUGCUAAGUCAUCUAGUCAACCUCAAUGUAAUCGACUUGAUAAGCAUGAAUUUGAGGAACUUGUGAAACGAGGUUCGACUGUGGAGGAUAUGGGUGCAGGGCAUUCUGAAGCAGCUUGGGUUCAUGGAAUCGAUUUCUCAAGAUUUUUACAGCAAUGCACCUCGCCCAUGGGAAGAUCCCAGUACGCUCCAAUCCAGUGAGGAGCAAGCUUCACCUGAGUCAAUGAAGCCUACUGAUCCCAGUUCACCUGUUCGGGACACUGGAAAAGAAGAACCAAAGGAUGAAAAGGAGGACAAUAUGAUUAAAAAUAAAAGAAAGCGUGAGGAGAAGAAGCAGGAGAAGCACGAAAGACGUGAGAAACACCAUUUCCGUGAUUUAGAUGACAAAAGGAAACAUGGGAAAGACAAGGAGAAAAGGAGAAAGGAUUCCGACUGAACUGGUGCAUGUUACUGGUUUGUUUUUUGAUGUUUCUCCUUUAAAGGAAAAAGGAAAAUUAAUGUAAAAUCAUAGAUAUAUUUUUUCUUAAAUUAUUGUGAUGAAAUAGAGGCGUGGAGAUCUCAUAUA
Molecule: messenger RNA, 735 nt
Organism: Mangifera indica (mango)
Lineage: Eukaryota; Viridiplantae; Streptophyta; Magnoliopsida; Sapindales; Anacardiaceae
Product: H/ACA ribonucleoprotein complex subunit CBF5-like
Exons: 2
Coding region: 295-606 (103 amino acids)
Source: RefSeq, a predicted model, not a curated record